Messenger RNA from Canariomyces notabilis, 1605 nucleotides. RefSeq lists its product as uncharacterized. The transcript has a single exon. The record is from RefSeq and is a predicted model, not a curated record. Bases 239 to 1159 code for a protein of 306 amino acids. NCBI's taxonomy places the organism in Eukaryota, Fungi, Ascomycota, Sordariomycetes, Sordariales, Chaetomiaceae.
AGGAACAAGUCCAGUCUCUUAAGCUUGUCCUUCCAAUUCUGGUGUUAAGCACAGCAUUUGGCACCUCGCAUCCUCCGCCCUCAAAUCUCCACGCUUGAGUGCAGAGGCGAAUCCUCCAUACGGUGGAACACUUCCGCCUGGACAUUUCCUGUCGAGGCGUCAGGUGUGCGUCCAAGUUCGCCUUUUCACUCAUUGUCGCUUUGUCAACGAGAUUUACCGUGGGCCAGGAUUCAACAAAAUGUCGAUUGCCAGGGCGUUUACGACCCGGCGGGUCAAACAGAGUCUUCAAACCUCUGGGAUAGAGCAAAACCCGCAACGCGGCAACAUGAGAAAUGGGUCGGUCGGUUCGAUUCGCCACAAGAUUUCGAGCCCAGUUGAGCUCAUCCACACCACCAACAUGUUGUCAUACAGCGCGCCAGAUAUCAUCCCAAAGUCGGCAUCUUCAACGGGAUCCUCUCACAGGUCUGAUGACGACAUGUCAGACAGCGCGCACACCAGUGGCACGACUCCACCUACCAGUCCCGACAUUGAAUCGUCUCCAAAGCGGUCACUGCCUUCGAAGAGGAUACUGUCGCCGGAGCCGACUCAUCUUCCGAGCUAUUUCACCGCACCUGCGCAGACAACCGAGCCCGCUCCGCGCUCCGAGGCACCUGUUAUCCCUCAGCGCGCCGCGUCGCACUCCAAGACGCCACCAAAAACCCUAGUCCGGCAACGUUCCGCCUCUGGAAUGUCGGGGCAGUCUCAGCGCACCGUUUCAACUAAGGCAAGCCUCACAUUCUCAAGGUCUUCAUCGAGUAGCACGAGCACAGCAGCCACGUCCCAUAGCUCGACACCCUUCCAGCAUAGGUUCAAGAUCUCUGGGCCCAUUGGCUUGCCUCCUGCCGUUUCAUCGAUAGAAGCCCCGACGCCUCCGCAGGUUCAGCACCGCGGAAAAGACUAUCCACAGUCUGAGCACCCAUUCGGGCCUGAGCUUGCGCAGGUGUCGGAGAUCGCCGAGGAGUACGGUGUGAAGGAGCACGUGAAUGACACAGAGGAAGAGCUAAUGCUCGCCAAGGGGUUGCUGAAGUUCAGCGCUGAAGAGUACCUUAGCGAGCUUCAAGGCAUGCUUGCCGAUUUUUUCCCUCAGCCCGACUCGAGCCCGACAGUGGAUUGGAUUUGACGGUAACACGGCGUUUUGUCCUGCUGUGCAAGCGCAUGACACAACCAAUAUUCUCUGUACAUAUUUUGCCGCAUGCUGUUGAGCUCCGGAAUUGCGAGGCGGGCGUGCUUGGCAAAUCCCCGUAUCUGAGGAUUUGACCAAUGCGGACCUGGUAUCAGCAAGGGAGACUGAGGGCUGUUUUCUGAUGACACAUAUGGGAGGUUUCUCAAUCUUGCUGGGUGGCACUUGGGGCAAUCAAGGGAGCUGCGAUGUUUUUCUGCACACCAAAGGGAUAGGGGGUAGAUGACCAAGCCCCCCAACCUGCUGUCUUUUUCUUUUCGGGGCAGGCAACAUUAGGGGUAUGGCUUGGGAAAACGAGUGGGCACUGGCGGCGUUGUGCAGACACCCCCUUACAUAUUUUGUUAGGCCGUCUUCGUUGUUUUACCCCGAUGAUAUGAGGAAUGGCA